Cydia amplana is the source of this 946-nucleotide messenger RNA. Its product is annotated as regulator of microtubule dynamics protein 1-like. NCBI's taxonomy places the organism in Eukaryota, Metazoa, Arthropoda, Insecta, Lepidoptera, Tortricidae. Gene Ontology annotation, molecular function: microtubule binding. Bases 10 to 900 code for a protein of 296 amino acids. Gene Ontology annotation, cellular component: mitotic spindle pole; spindle microtubule; mitochondrion. The transcript is spliced from 4 exons. The record is from RefSeq and is a predicted model, not a curated record.
AACAAAUUCAUGAUGAGUUUGAUUUUCGCAACCACUAGAUUUGUAGCUGUGCAAUUUAUACUUAAAUACAGGAAGCUACAGCAAAACAAUGUCGCGCUGCGAAAAAAUUUUCAGCAGAAAAUGACAAUUUGUGGCUUUCUAAAUGUCCCAAUGUUAAUGGGGGCACUAUUUUGGAAGUCACAAGCACAAUCCUCAGAUCCCAAAAAAAACACAAUUUCUGCGACUCUAGAUCGCGCUGAUCAAUUGUUUGAAAAUGGGCAUAUUGAGGAAUGCUACCAAUAUUUAAAAAACUGCCAGAACAAUGAUGUAGAAAUACAGUGGAGACUUUGCCGGGCAAUGUAUAACAUGGCAAAGGAAUCAAAAUAUGAAAAGUCAUAUAAAAGGCAAUUAAUAUCAGAAGCAUAUCAAAUUAUAUCUAGUAUACUGGAAGUCAAUUAUGAAAACUAUGCUGUACAUAAGUGGUAUGCAUUAUUGCUUGAUGCAGAAAGCACAGAGAUUGGCCUCAAGGAACGGAUAAAGCAACUGGAAAAUGUGAAGAAACAUAUGGAUAUGGCCGUUCUACACAAUCCAAAUGAUGCAACUACUUUAUACAUGCUAGGAGAAUGGUGUUAUCAAGUCAGUGAAAUGCCGUGGCAUCAAAGGAAAAUAGCAGAGACCUUCUUUGCAUCACCUCCUUAUUCUACUUAUGAAGAAGCAUUGGAAUAUUUCCUUAAAGCAGAAUCAACUCGGCCAAGAUUUUAUAGUUUAAACUUGCUUAGAUUAGGGAACUGCUAUUUAAAAUUGAAAAAAGAAGAUCAAGCUAAAUAUUACUUGAAGCUUGCAGCUAGUUAUCCAGCUAAGACAAAUGAUGAUCAUCAAGCAAACAAAGAAGCUGCAGAAUUACUGAAGCAAUUAAAAUGAUUCAUUACACGUAAAAACGCUAAUUCAAUUAUUUAUACUGAUAAUA